AUGGAGGGAAAAGACUGGGAAGCUUCCUUUUCGAGCGAAGACGAAGCUGAUUAUGCAGUCGAUGAUGACGAAGAAUUUCAUCUUACUGGUUCAGGACCCAAGUUACAAUUCAGAGUCGGAUCUUCCAAGGCUCGUUGGGUUACCGAAUUAGGAAUGGCUCAAGUUGAGGUUAAAAGAGGGAAACUUUGGACAACAACUGGAAUCGUCCGUAGCGGAAAGACUUAUUGCUUCAUAGAAGAGGCUCUGUAUUUGAGUGAAAUAGGAGAGUUGCAGAUCAUGGGUAGUGAAGAUGAUGACGUAGUGAUCCCAUUGAAGGACUUGUAUGAGAAAGUUGCAGAGGAAAAAAGCGGCUGCUGUUGGGAAAACUACGAGGUUUAUAGAUACUUAAAGGGUCUAGGUUACAUCCUAAGCAGGCAUGGAGUUCCUUGGACGUCAAAGGAUGCUGCCGCCAUUUCGACACCAAGUGGUGAACAAGAGUCGGUUUGUGCCGGUGAAUGUACUGAAGCCAAGGACGAUGUUACUAAACUCUUGGGAGAUAUGCAGCUAUGUGAUGCAAGAGCUGUGUUUGACGUGUAUUUGCCAAACAGCAGGUUCAAGAAGUCUUGUCCUGGUGAACCGAGCUUUGUGGCUUGCUUCUCGGGGGACUCUCCACCAAGCAAAGAAGAUGUUAAAGCUCUGCAAAGCCGCGUAACUGCACCGUUAAUGUUCUGUCACAUCGCUCAGGGACGUGUCAGUUUCUUUUCCUUCAGUUCCAUAGACCUCCUUGUCUUACCAUAA
This is a messenger RNA of Thlaspi arvense, 777 nucleotides long. NCBI's taxonomy places the organism in Eukaryota, Viridiplantae, Streptophyta, Magnoliopsida, Brassicales, Brassicaceae. The record is from the annotation of a GenBank genome assembly.